AUGGCUUCUUUCUUCAAGGCGUUUUGGGACAUUAUCGGCGAACAAGUGAACCUGGCAUGUCUGGAGUUCUUCUCAAUAGGGCAGAUGGAGCCGAUGUGGAAGGAGACGGUGGUGGUCCUAGUCAACCGCAUCAAAGGCAUUUUACCCACCGGCAUUUCUGAGGAACAGGCAGCGUUGGUGCAUGGGAUGUCGAUCUCCGACCACUAUUUGCUGGGGCAGGAGAUUAUGAACAAGUUCAAGGUCUGCAAAUCUUCUAAGGGAUGGAUGGCUAUGAAAGCAGAUAUGGAACAAGCCUAUGACAAAAUGAGCUGGAGAACUCUGGAAUUGGUACUGUUGAAGAUGGGCUUCCCUCAAAGGUUUCAAUUGUUGGUGCUAAGUUAUGUGUUAGCGCCUCGCUUUACUAUCCUGGUGAAUGGUGCCACCAUCCCCAACGUAAGGAAGUUUUUGACCAUUCUUGAGGACUAUUGCAGGUGGACGGGGCAGCGGAUCAACAAAAAUAAAUUGGCAAUCCUGUUCAGCAGACUUGUGCCCUCUUCUUGUAAACAUCGCCUCGCUAGGCUUGCUGGUUGCCGCAAGGUUGAUGAAAUGGAAUAUCUUGGGUUGAAAUUGGUGAUGCGAAGAUUGACGAAGGCAGACUUUGGCCCCCUCCUGCAGAGAUUGCAUAGACACACGCUAGCAUGGGGGAUGCAGCAUCUAUUGUUAGCGGGAAGAAUUACAUUGAUAAACUCAGUAUUACUCCCGUUAUCGGUAUUCGCGGUGACCCAUACGCUUGUUCCCCGGGGCGUUCUUGCUAAGGUGGAAAGAAUAUGUAGUCGAUUCUUGUGGGACAGAGACUCAAAACACAAAAGCCUGCACUAUGCUGCUUGGGGAAGCCUCACCCGGCUGAGGCACCUGGGCGGUCUCGGCUUCCAUGCCAGCCGCAACUAG
Dendrobium catenatum is the source of this 927-nucleotide messenger RNA. RefSeq lists its product as uncharacterized. Lineage: Eukaryota; Viridiplantae; Streptophyta; Magnoliopsida; Asparagales; Orchidaceae. The coding region runs from base 1 to 927 and encodes 308 amino acids. The record is from RefSeq and is a predicted model, not a curated record. The transcript is spliced from 3 exons.